Molecule: messenger RNA, 4793 nt
Organism: Brienomyrus brachyistius
Lineage: Eukaryota; Metazoa; Chordata; Actinopteri; Osteoglossiformes; Mormyridae
Gene: cdh8
Product: cadherin 8
Exons: 12
Coding region: 858-3269 (803 amino acids)
Biological process (GO): cell morphogenesis; adherens junction organization; cell-cell junction assembly
Cellular component (GO): catenin complex; adherens junction; synaptic cleft
Molecular function (GO): cadherin binding; calcium ion binding
Source: RefSeq, a predicted model, not a curated record
UCGGCGCACUACAUACGUCCCCCUCAUAACAUCUUGAACAAAGACGGAUGGGAUCAGAUUGAAAUACAAAGCAAAGCCCGGUCACGGAAGCCUUGCCUUCACUUCUGCUUCUCCCUUCGUGAUUAAACUAGAAAAAAAACAGGGGAUAAAUACAACUGUGGAUAGGAGGACGCAGAACUCCCGACGUUUUCCUUCACAACGCACCGUCAAUGUAGCGCCCUGUUUUAUUUGUUUCCAAGUGCUCGAUGAUCAAAGGAAUGCAAAUAGGGCUCUGAGAGCAUCGUCGCAACAUGCCCAUAAAAGUUAUGUAUCCCCUUGAUAUAAGAGCGCCGCGGCUGCCUGCUGCUCAGCCCAAUGAGCGCGGCGAGGGGCGGGUGUGAGGGAGCCUCCCAGCUCUGACAGCACCAGGCAGCCGUGCCGGGCUCCCAAUGCACACACAGGCGUCUUCUGGAGGCUGGCGAACCGCUAGGAAUCUCCUACAUCCCCCCCCCUUGCCUAACCUUUCUUUGCGGAAUUUUCUCUUUUGCUCUCUCCAAUUCUUUUUUAACUCCCAUCUAAAGGACAUGAAGUGAGCGCUGCCCAUUUAAAGGUAUAUCUCUCUUUUUUAAAGGCUUGCGAUGAUACAAACACCUGGAUGCAAGAGAGUAAGUAUAUCAAAAAAGAAGGAAAACUAACAGGUCUUGCAUGCUGACAAACCAAAAAACUGAUGGCCAGUGAGAAGAAUGUACCAUUUCCGCCACCUCUGGAGACUAACAUAGCACAGACGGGAUCUUCAGCACGCCAUGAACUCUAAGGUUGAGCUCAGACACGGAGAGAAGUAACCAGCUUGUCCACAGGAGAACUGCCCCUCUUUGGAAAUGACGCCGAAACGACUGGAGGAGAUGCGGACAGAUCUUUGGACUUCCAUGUUGCUCUUGUGGAUUAUAUGCGUUCCUUGUGCCUUCAUGAAUCCCUUGGUCAAUCGGUCAGAAAGUUUGGAUCAGACCGUAUCUGCAAUGGGCCUGCAUGGUCCUGCCGAAGGACACGGACCUCUAACUCGUGCCAAAAGGGGAUGGGUUUGGAAUCAAAUGUUUGUGCUGGAAGAGUUCUCUGGACCAGACCCAAUUCUUGUUGGCAGGUUGCACACAGAUUUGGAUAUCGGCAACAAAAACCUCAAGUACGUUCUGUCAGGUGAGGGUGCCGGCACCAUCUUCGCUAUUAACGAGAAGACGGGGGACAUCCACGCGAUGAAGAGGCUGGACCGUGAGGAGAAGGCGGAGUAUACACUGACGGCGCAGGUCAUCGACCGGGACACCAACGUGCCCCUCGAACCUCCCUCUGAAUUCAUCAUUAAGGUGCAGGACAUCAAUGACAACGCCCCCGAGUUCAAUAACGGCCCCUACCAAGCCACUGUUCCCGAAAUGUCCCAAGUGGGCACGUCCGUAACAAAGGUGACAGCUACAGACGCGGACGACCCAGUGUAUGGGAACAGCGCCAGGCUGGUCUACAGCAUCUUAGAGGGGCAGCCGUACUUCUCCAUCGAUCCUAACACAGCGGUUAUUAAAAUCGCGCUCCAAGGGAUGGAUCGAGAGAUGAGAGAAGAGUACCUGGUUGUCAUCCAAGCAAAGGAUAUGGGAGGUCACAUGGGAGGGUUGUCAGGGACAACCACCGUCACCAUCACGCUAACAGAUGUCAACGAUAACCCGCCAAAAUUUGCGAAAAGUCUGUAUGAGUUCGUGAUACCCGAGGACCUCAGCAUCGGCCAGCCUGGGGGAAAAGUGAAAGCAAACGACAGGGAUCUGGGGGAGAACGCCAAGUCAAGCUACAACAUUAUCAGUGGUGAUGAGAAGGACAUUUUCGAGAUCACCACGGAUUCUCAGACACAGGAAGGAAUCCUCCGAUUAAAGAAGCCGCUGGACUUCGAGACCAGAAAAUCCUAUUCCCUGAGGGUGGAGGCAACAAACGUGAACUUUGACCCUCAGUUCAGUACCGGGGUCCCUUUCAAGGACACGGCUACUGUCAAGAUCGCCGUAGAGGAUGCAGACGAACCUCCAGUGUUUGGUCAACCCAGCUACUUGGUAGAGGUGCAUGAAAAUACGGCCAUCAACACCGUCAUCGAGCAGGUGACGGCACACGAUCCAGAUGUGACCGGCAGUCUUGUCAGGUAUUUUAUCGACCGGCACACAGACCUCGAGAGACAGUUCAAUAUUAACGUGGACGACGGCAGGAUAACACUGGCCAAGCCUCUCGAUAGGGAGACUGAUAUGUGGCAUAAUAUUACAGUGACAGCUACAGAAGUCAGAAAUCACAGUCAGAUCUCCCGCGCCAUAGUCGGCAUUAAGGUGCUGGACAUAAACGACAACGCCCCGGAAUUUGCCGCGAACUACGAGACUUUCCUGUGUGAGAACGGAAAACCUGGCCAGGUUAUACAGACAAUCAGCGCUGUGGACAAGGACGACCCGAAGAACGGACACUUUUUCAUCUACAGCCUGGUGCCGGAAAUGCUUAACAACCCCAAUUUCACAAUAACAGACAACAAAGCAAACAACUCUAUCAACAUUCUAGCCAAGCACGACACCUUCCGGCGUCAGAAGCAGGAGAUGUACUUCUUGCCAAUCGUGGUCAGUGACAAUGGAAACCCCCCCAUGAGCAGCACCAACACGCUCACCAUCCGUGUGUGUGGCUGCAGCAAGGAGGGGGCCAUCCAGUCCUGCAACGUGGAGGCCUACGUUCUGCCCAUUGGACUCAGCAUGGGGGCACUUAUAGCUAUCCUAGCCUGCAUCAUCUUACUCCUAGUCAUCGUGGUGCUGUUCGUGACUCUCCGGAGGCACAAAAACGAGCCGCUGAUCAUCAAGGAUGACGAGGACGUGAGGGAGAACAUCAUCCGCUAUGACGACGAGGGCGGCGGCGAGGAGGAUACGGAGGCCUUCGACAUCGCCACCCUGCAGAAUCCAGACGGGAUAAACGGCUACCUUCCUCGGAAGGAUAUCAAGCCUGACUUGCAGUUUAUGCCGAGACAGGCCCAGCACUCUGGGCCAAACGGUGUGGACGUGGAUGAGUUUAUCAACGUGCGACUUCACGAGGCAGAUAAUGACCCCACGGCGCCCCCUUAUGACUCCAUCCAGAUCUACGGCUAUGAAGGGCGAGGCUCAGUAGCUGGGUCCCUCAGCUCUCUGGAGACAGCUUCCUCUGACUCAGAUCAGAACUAUGACUACCUCAGAGAGUGGGGUCCACGUUUCAGAAGACUCGGGGAGCUCUACUCAGUGGGUGAAAGUGAUAAGGAACCUUGACUAUGGACCCACUAAGAACGUUCAGUUUUGUCCACAUACUUGUGUAUAACGCUAGGGUUGCCAGAUAUUAGAAAACCCUGUCGAAGAGGAGGAGCGAGACACACUUUUUCAAUUCUUAGGAGAAAGCAUAGCGUUUGUCAUCAAGAGUACUGCAUCAAAUGCAUUGUGAUGUUGAGCAAACUAAACAAUGUCUAUUUUAGGAGGUCUAUGAUUCUUGUGGAGUGUGAAUUAGAUUCUGUCAAGUGUCUAGAAGUAUUUUGGGUAUUUGUCAUUCACUGUGACCGCCAGAAACUCCGGGAUCUCAGUUUCGUGAGAGACGCUUGAAGAACCAAGAGGGAAUCACCCCUGGAAGGAGUGCUGUCGCUUUGGACUGGUUGGGUGCUGGGCUGAUAAAGCCACAAUGUUCUGGUUGUAAUUGACCGGGUUUGCUACACUUAACCGUCAUCCAAUCAGAAAGAAAAUACAGCAGUAGAUUAAUGAGCAAAAAAAGCAAUAUAUGGUCUUCAUUGCAUUGCUGAAUGUAAGUAUGAUUAAAACGUACAUACCCAUCCCAAAAUUGGCAUUAAGAUUUAUUAGUUUUGAUUCCAAGAGGCUAAGACAAUAUGAACUGAAUAAGCCUGUUGGCUUACUUUCUAUGAUUCUUUAUAUCUACCUGUUUGAGGUUGGGUACACACUCAAAAAUAGUUAGCCUAAAACAAAUAACUGAGGAAAAAAGACACUUCUGAGAUAUACCGAGGCCUUUUUUAUAAAAGCAAGCUUCAUAUUCAAUUGUACUCAGAUGUUUUUGAAAAGGUCAUGUUGUUUCAUCAUUAUAGCUAGUAUACUUUUAUAUCAUCACUGGCUGUUUUGUGCUACUGAUAUUAAAUGGAUGUUAUUUAAGUUUCCUGUUUCCUUUCUCACCAAAUUAGCUGUUUUAUUAAUUCUAAACCAGAUGUUCAGAAAAUGACGUUUAAGCAAUUUUAGGCAGAUGUUAACGUGUGAAAACACAGACUGUAUAUUUUAGACAUACAGGUGAGUCAUUUCAACACAUACUUUGUAUAUAUAAACAGUUACCAAUAAUAGUUUAAGCACAAUAGCUUUGAUCUAGUUCAUGUGGAUAUUUGACCAUCGACCAUUCAAGUGAUUACAUUUAUAAAACUAGUUGAUUAAUUUAGUCCAUCAACCAAUAAAAAUGAAUAAAAAAAAACGAUUGCUUAUUGUGCUACAUUGUAUGAUAUUAGACAAGAUACAUGUACAUAGAAUUACGACUGACGUGGUUAGCUUUUCUUUGAGAUGAUGGGGUUUUGUCUAUGCACGUUAGCCCUUGCACAUGAGAUUCUGGAAAAGCGGCGUGCAUUCCCAAUUUGUACUGCAGUCGUUCGUAGACUCGGCAGCGUAUAUGAGGUAGUCUUAAAGGCGAAACAUAUUUUCUACUGUGCAUUAAUGCUUAUAAACUUGUAUGUUUAAUUAUUUACUCUAUGUAUUGUAAUCAAAGAUACCCCUGUAUUGUUUCCUACUUUGUGAAAUAUAUUUUUAUAAAUACUG